AUGGGAAUGGGGCAGAAGAUAAAGCCUAAAUACUUGGCUAUGACUUUAGGGAUAUCCCCUGAGGACCUUCUGUCACAUUAUAAAGAAGAUAGGGACGCCCAAGGUCUCAGGAGGGGUUACUUGGAGGAGGUAUCCCGAAGAAUGGCUGAGGCAGAAAGGUGGGGCUCUUAUAUUGAUGUCGUGGCUUUAAUAAUGUUUGGGAUAAUCCUCUUUCCCAAUGUGAGUGACUUCAUGUAUGUCUCUGCCGUCAAUAUCUUUUGGGUUGUGAAAAAUCUAGAAAUAGAUCCAGUGCCUGCUUUACUCACUGAUGUUUACUAUACCAUGAGCAUCUGCCAUAGUAGGGAGAAAAGAUCACUACGUUGUUGCAUUCCAUUGUUAUAUCAAUGGUUUGCCUCACAUCUUUAUAGGGACAUCCGUCUGAUAAAGACCAAGGGUAAUCAUGGUUGGGCUCAAAAACUGGCGCCCCUCAAUGAAGGAUCAAUCCUCAUGUAUCCGAAGAAGAUAGACCCCGAGAACAUAAUUAUCAACUGUGGGAGUUUUCCUAAUGUACCCCUCAUUGGUUCCAAGGGGUGCAUUAAUUACUAUCAUGUACUGGCUCUAAGACAGUUGGGUCACCCCAUAUGGGAGUGGCCUAAAGAAGCCGAGAUAGAGGAGUUUAUCUUACAUGGUGGAGAGGCUUCAUAUAUAGAACUACUUAGGAAGGUUACUUGGGCGUGCGAAAAAGUGCAUGUUAAGGACAACAAGCCAAAAAGUAAGGAUACUUCAUCCGAAGAGUCCUACACCCCCUGGAUUAAGGAAAGGGUCCGUCUAGUCAAGUUGCAUUUCAUAAUUGACCCAGCUUACGUCCCAGACAUGCCUAACCUUAUUACAGUGUCCACUAAAGAGGUCGACCGUCUUAAAUCCAAUAUUGCUAGGCUGGAACAAUAUAAGGAAAGCCUAGAACAUAAUAUUUACGAUGCGACCUAUGAAAAGACUCAGAUAAGCUACGACCUGGAGCAGAAGGACAAACAACUCCUUGAGAACAUGGAGGAACUCUGGACUGAAAGAAGUAAAAGAAAAAGACUUUGGGAGGUUUAUUCAGUGUCAGAGUUAACUUUGAAAAUCUCAAUGGUAAGUUAA
This is a messenger RNA of Lathyrus oleraceus (garden pea), 1119 nucleotides long. RefSeq lists its product as uncharacterized. Bases 1 to 1119 code for a protein of 372 amino acids. The transcript has a single exon. Lineage: Eukaryota; Viridiplantae; Streptophyta; Magnoliopsida; Fabales; Fabaceae. The record is from RefSeq and is a predicted model, not a curated record.